GUAUGCUCGUAAUUUUAAACAGUGUGGAAUGCCACUGGUCGCUGCAUCGACAAUGUGGCACCGAUAACCAACAAACGUCAAUAAUUUGGGUUUGCACGUUGAUUCUAGCGUCAAUAUGAUGAGUUCUCAUAUUGUCACUCCUGGGCCGUAUAGGGCGACAAAACUGUGGAAUGAAGUCACAAAACUAUUCAAGGCAGGGAUGCCUCUGCGGAAACAUCGACAACACUUCAGAGUAUAUGGGAACUGUUUUACUGCCAUAGCAGCUGUCGACUGGCUACACGAACUACUCAGGUACAAUAGUAACUUUGGACCAGAUGUCACCAGACAACAGACUAUCCAACUGCUGAAGAAGUUCCUCAAAAAUCAUGUGAUCGAGGAUGUGAAGGGCAGAUGGGGUUCAGAAGAUUUGGAAGACAACAGCCAUCUCUACAGGUUUGCUUCAACAUCUCCUUUGAAACCAAUUCCCCAUCGCCCACCUGUGUCAGGGCCUGCAUCAGUAAAGAAGAGUUUCUCAAUGAAAGAAAAGGAAGGCUUCUUCAAAUGUAGGACUUCCAAGAAACCUGGCAAAGAGACUAUAGAAAAUGUGGAUCCAUCAAAACAAGAAAUGGAGACUGAGCCUGUGAUUGAAGUGGUCCAGGCCAGAGCACUAACAGAGGAAGAUAUUCAGGAUGUUUGGAGAGGCAUCACUCUCACACACCUACAGAAAACAUUGGGAUUGACUGCGCUUGAGGAUGUUUUGGAUCCAAGACACAUCAAUUCUCAAAACAUUGUGUACAACAUGAACAAUGUGAACAAGCAUGGGGUUGUUACACUUGAGGACAAGACUGAUGACCUCCCACACUGGGUCUUGUCUGCAAUGAAAUGUCUUGCAAACUGGCCGAAGUAUGAUUCCAACCAGCCAUCCUAUCCUGGGUUUGAGAGGGAUGUGUUUAAAACCGUCUCUGACUACUUCUACAGCCUCCCUCAGCCACUUCUUACAUUUGAGUACUAUGAGUUGUUUGUCAACAUCUUGGUUUUAUGUGGCUACAUUGUGGCUCCUAAAACUCAAAGAGGAAAGCGAAAAAACCAAGAGGAUCCAAGCUACCCCCAGCCUGCAAAAAACCAAGAGGAUCCCAGCUACCCUCCGCCUGCAAAAAACCCUCACAUGAACGGUGUUAACCUGUUCAAAUCAACGGAAUGUCUGUUGUUGAGCUUAAUUCGGAAAGAGGCUUUUGAAGAGGGCGACUCACCAAUGAGAGAGGUGUUCAGCUCAAAGGCCCAGUCCGCGUUUGCAGCUCUGAAGACGGGCUGUGCCGGGAGGGUCCCCCAGAUGAGUCUGACAGGCCGAAGGGCCAGUUCUGGGGAUGUCCUGGGAGGCAACUCUCCGAGUCUUGUACGGUCAGAGAGCAGUGGCGCCUCCUCAGUUAGGCUCAGAAGACCCAGUAGUUGUUCCCUGGAGAGAAUCCUGGAUGAAUCAGCUAAGUCUGACUCAUACGCCCAACACAAGUUGUUCCAGUCUACAGAGAGUCUGGUGUCCUGCAAAAGUAACAGUGGCAGAAAGUACAGCACCCAAUCUCAGAAUAAAACUGACUCUCUGUCUGUUUUAGACAGCUACCCUUACUCUGAACCCCAAGUCUUUGUCACCAUGGCAACUCCCAGUUGCAACAGCAGUUCGGGUGUGAUGUCUGUAGAGGGUAGCACUCACAGCUCCAAAAGCAAGGGUGCCAGAAGCAGCAUCUCGCUACCAAUGGACAACCUCUCAGUCAGUCAGAAGCCCAAGCGUCCUAGGAGCAUUGGUACCUGUUUGGAUAUAGCUGAGCACAGAGGGAUGUCUGCCAGCUGUUUCAGUAUUAACGCCCCUGUAGCAGAGAUCACCGUGAAGCCAGACUCCUCCUCCACUGUUGGCCUGAGGGGUCCCAGUCUGCUUAACCUGAGGGCCAGCAGCAUGGACCUCCGAGACCUCAGAGCUGGGCCUUCUGUUAGCAGGCGCUGUCAGAGCUCUCUGGACCUGUCCAGGCCAACCCUUGCUCUGCCCUCUGUGUUCACUUAUGCACGCCGUCUGAGUUCCGAGCAAAGUCUCCUCCAGCCUCAGUUGGAGCGGGUGGCCAUUGAGGCUCUGCAGCUCUGCACCCUGUUGCUGCCCCCUGCCAGCCGGAGGAAGCUCCAGCUGCUGAUGAGAAUGAUCUCCCGGAUGAGUCAGAAUGUGGACAUGCCUCGGCUCCAUGACGCCAUAGGAACACGCACAUUGAUGGUCCAUACGUUCUCCCGCUGUGUGCUGGGCUGUGAGGAAGAGGUGGACCUGGAUGAGCUUCUGGCCACCAGACUGGUCUCCUUCCUCAUGGAUCACCACCAGGAGAUACUCCAGGUGCCAGUCUAUCUGCGGAACGCUGUCCGAGACCACCUGGUAUACCUCAGAAAAGUACAGAUAACCUACCCAGGUAGUGGUGGUGUGGAGGCCCCUAUGCCCAUCUACUCCUUCUGCAGACAGAUCAGUACCGAGGAGUUUGAGGAGCAGAAGCUGAGUGUGUCCCAGGCUGCCAUCGCUGACCUGCUGGAGAGCCUGGUCAAAGACAAGAACAUGUCUGUGAAGGAUAAGAAGAAGAAGCUCAAGCAGUUUCAGAGGCAGUAUACAGACAUUUAUGCUCGCCGAUUUCCAACGACUGCGAGCGAGGCGCAGCUUUUUGAAGAUAAACCAAAGAUCAAACCUCCAAUGCUGAUAAGUAUGAAAAAACCAAAAGCUUUUGGAAUUAGAAAUUGAAGGUACAAUUGGGAUGCAACUGUUUGUGUGGAAUAUUUUUGUUGCUUGAAACUAGACCUGGCAGCUAAAUGUAGGAAGGUGGGAGGAAACUACUAUGGGGGACCACCACAAUUUAUACUGCAACUAUAACAUUUCUCUUUAGGGUUGAAUUAUGCAUGUUUUAUGUUAAGUCAUGUUUUUGUGUGUAAUUUCUAAAUACUGCAGUAUGUAUAGUUAGUGCACAAAAUAAUUUAUUCGGGAUUGAUGAUGCCCUCGUAUGGGAGUAUAAGCUGUAAGCAAAUUACAAUUUGGGAGUCGAUUCUUUAUUUUGAAGUUGAUCCAGAUUUAUAGACUCCGAUUGACAUCAAUGUACGGAAUUUAAACCUUCAAGCAUUUGUGUUUUCCAGGGAUUCAUUUUUAUUGUUAAGAUUUAAUUUUAUUAUUCGUCUACCUAGUUUUUUUUCAUAGGGUUGUAUGAAAUGCUUAUAAUUGAACUUUGUUCAUGUUUUUCUGUUUUGUCACUUCUCUGUAUUUUUAUUCCAUUAACAUUCUCCAAGUUGAGCUCAAAUACUUUAUUGUAUAUUUUUGGUGUGGGAUGUUUUUCCUCUUUCUUUCCUGGCUAGUUAUGUUCAGCCAUUUGGGAUAAUGGAAGUUUUGCACUAUUUUCUGUCAUUUUUUAAACGAACAGUAGUUUAGACCAGUCAAUACAAUGGUUCAUAUAUAUACUUGACAAAUAUGUAUUUUUACUGCCAUUUAUGAAGUAUUAAACCUAAAAGGGAGACUUUUGGACUUAUUUAGAUGCAUUUUCUCAAUACCUCUUUAUAGCUGGAUACCUAACCUCAAAGAGCCAUCAAUGACAUAUAGUUUACCCUUUGACUUGUAUUGUUAUUUCCCCGCAAAACAUCUGUUUACUAUGCAACGUUCUUGAAAAUAAAGUGUUCAACUGUAAAACAAAAUCCUCUUUACGAACUGUAC
Messenger RNA from Oncorhynchus gorbuscha (pink salmon), 3691 nucleotides. RefSeq names its product DEP domain containing 1a (gene depdc1). Gene Ontology annotation, biological process: intracellular signal transduction. Lineage: Eukaryota; Metazoa; Chordata; Actinopteri; Salmoniformes; Salmonidae. The coding region runs from base 116 to 2737 and encodes 873 amino acids. The transcript has 12 exons. The record is from RefSeq and is a predicted model, not a curated record.